CAGGAACAACAGAGAUGUCGAUUUAACUUAUUUGUGUUACCGUACACUUACUAGCGUUUAAGUUUAAUAUUAUUUUGUUUCGAUUUUAUUCCUGAGCUUUGAGCAUGUGUGCAAUAUUAUCCAUAUUGAAAGAGAUAUGAUGUAGGGAUGUUGCUAUAAUGUGUAUAUUUGGGAUUAAAACUUAGUAAUACUCAAUGCAAAUGCAGUUGUAAGUUGUAAUUGAAAUCUAAAUGGCGCGCAUCCGGCGUGGAGCGCGGCGCGCAUGUUCGCGCGAAGCGAUAUAUUCAACUUUGGUAGAACACGCGCGGCAUCGCUUCCACUAUUCGUGCGGAUCGAAAGCUCCGAGCUGGUGCGCGGUGCGUGUCGUGUGCAAUUCAACAACACAGAAAAACUUUUUUGUACAUCCAAUGCAGUGAUUUAAAAUGGAGCAAACUCCGCCGAAACUAUGCGGUGUGCGUCUUCGUUCGCAGAAUAAAAUUGAAGAACCGCCGAAGACACGGAGUGUGACUGUGGCAAUCAAACGUGAAAGUUCCGAUGAUGAUUUUAAGGAAUACGCCGAAACAGCCAUGAACGAGCUGCUCGGAUGGUAUGGCUACUCAAACAACAAUAACAAGCUCAUCAAUAAAAUGCUGCAGAUGAAUUCCAAGACCGAUGAGCAUGAUAAGACUGAUAAGCCACAACAGGUGGAAACACGGCGAUCUUCCGGUAAUAGUUCCGAGACAGACUCACCGAAAUCUGCUGAAAUGUGUGGAUGGUGUGGCAAGACUGUCGAGGACCCACCGGGCCUCUCAUCGAACGAUGCUGUCUUCUGUUCGGAGCUGUGCUUCUCGCAAUCACGCCGGGCGAACUUCAAGAAGAAUAAAACUUGUGAUUGGUGCAAACAUGUGAGGCAUACUGUGUCCUACGUUGAUUUUCAGGAUGGAGCUUCCCAACUGCAGUUCUGUUCGGAUAAAUGUCUAAAUCAGUAUAAGAUGCAUAUAUUCUGUCGUGAAACCAGGGCGCAUUUAGAAAUGAACCCGCAUUUGCUUAACGACGACACCUCUUCGGGUCUGAUCACUCCGGACCUCUGGAUGCGUAAUUGUCGUUCACCUGGUUCGAGAACUUCCUCACCACAACCUGUUAUGCAUGUGGAUGAACCCCAAACAAGUCCUUUACCUUUAAUCACUGUUGCUCAUCCUUCUAAAUUAUUGGUCCCUGAGAAGACACCUCCACCUAUGAAACGCAAACGUACCAAAAAACGUGCUGGUCUACCACCAAAUAAAACCAGUGAUGUGGCGCAGGAUUUACGUGUGCGUCGACAUCACACCUUCACUGAAACCAACACAAAUCGAGAUUUCCCUGAAUUGGCCGCUAGACUCUGCGCAAAUGGUCCUGAACCACGUGAGCAGACCAUACCAGUUAAUAUCACAACAGUCCCACCACCUCCUCCGCCAUUUCCACAUCAAAGACCAUUUUUACCUGCUAUGGGAGUACCACGCGCAGGGAUAUUACCUCCAGUUACUGUAAUGGUACCCUACCCUGUUCUACUUCCGGUUCCGGUACCCAUACCAAUUCCAUUGCCGUUCAGCGCAUUCCUACAAGCAGCCAAUCUACGAAAUACUCCUCUGACACAAAAUGGCGCUCCACCAAGCGUUGAAGAAAGUGUCAAACACAGCGACGAUGAAGAAAUCGUCGUUGAUGAUGAUUCCAGACUGAAUACACAAUCUACAAGUGGUGAUCCAGUGGACACACCGCAAAACUCACCGCUGCGUUUACGAAAACGUAAAUCCAGCGAGAAUCCAAGCUACAAACAUAAGAAAUCCUUGUCGGUGUAGAUAGUACAUUUCCAUGUGUGUUUAUUUAUUGAUGUAUGGUGCUGGUAUUUGAUUUGUAUUUUAAUAAAACUAACAAUACAA
Molecule: messenger RNA, 1895 nt
Organism: Dalotia coriaria
Lineage: Eukaryota; Metazoa; Arthropoda; Insecta; Coleoptera; Staphylinidae
Product: sine oculis-binding protein homolog
Exons: 4
Coding region: 423-1814 (463 amino acids)
Biological process (GO): animal organ development
Cellular component (GO): nucleus
Source: RefSeq, a predicted model, not a curated record